Messenger RNA from Plectropomus leopardus (leopard coralgrouper), 953 nucleotides. The record is from RefSeq and is a predicted model, not a curated record. NCBI's taxonomy places the organism in Eukaryota, Metazoa, Chordata, Actinopteri, Perciformes, Serranidae.
AUCCUCCAAACAACACAUCAGUCAGCGACUCUGGCCCUGUCAAAGAGGGCAGCUUGGUGACUCUGACCUGCAAGGCCAACGCCAAUCCAGCUGUGGACAGCUACACCUGGUUCAAAGUGGAUGGAGAUCAGGUGACAGCUGUGGGUUUUAAGAACAGGCUUUCAACUACGGUCUCAGAGGUGGACAGCAGAUUUUUCUGCAAAGCCAGUAACAGCUACGGAUCUCAGAACUCAUCCAUCACUCAGAUAGACGUACAGUUUCCUCCAAAGGAAACCAGUGUAAUCGUGGACCCUGAUGGUCCGAUACUGGAGGGCAGCUCUGUUACUCUGCUCUGCAAGAGUCGUGCCAAUCCACCUGUGACCAACUACACCUGGUACAAAGACAAUGAAGAGGAUAAUGAGCUUGGAUCUAGACUGGUAAUAAAUGACGUGGACCCGAGUCAUAAUGGUGACUACCACUGUGCAGCAAAAAGUGAGCUUGGGGAGGAAACUUCAGCGCAGAUUCAGCUGGACAUCGAGUAUCCCCCGAAGAAUACCUCGGUGUUGGUUGACCCCUCUGGUCCAGUGCUCGAUGGCAGCUCUGUAACUCUGACCUGCUCAACCAUCGCCAAUCCAGCAGCUGUUAACGUCACCUGGUUCAGAGUGGCUGGAAGAGAACCGGAGAUGGUGGGCUGUGAGCGAGACUUCACCUUCAAUGUGACAAAACUCUCAGAGGAUCAGUAUUACUGUGAAGCUCUAAACGUCCACGGAGCUGAAAACUCAGAGCCUGUCAGUAUUGAUGUCACAUUUGCUCCAGAGAUCUUGCCUUCUUCCCGCUGUGUCCAGGUUCCAUCCCUGAUUCAAUGUACCUGUGACAGCCAGGGGAACCCGCCUCCCUCCCUUGUUUGGGAAUUGGCCAAGGAGCCUGUCAAUCACUCUGCUGUUGUCCCAAUCAGGGAAGUUCCCCUAGGAAGC